Messenger RNA from Aspergillus aculeatus ATCC 16872, 2084 nucleotides. RefSeq lists its product as uncharacterized. The transcript has a single exon. The coding region runs from base 88 to 1602 and encodes 504 amino acids. The record is from RefSeq and is a predicted model, not a curated record. Gene Ontology annotation, molecular function: aldehyde dehydrogenase (NAD+) activity. NCBI's taxonomy places the organism in Eukaryota, Fungi, Ascomycota, Eurotiomycetes, Eurotiales, Aspergillaceae.
UUCAAGUCAACCCAUAUAACAACAACAAAUCCCCCUCUACCACCAAUACACCCUCAUCCACCAGCACAAUAAUCACAGCCCCCCACCAUGACCGACCAACUUCCCCACGUAUCCAACUGGAUCAACGGCGCGCACGCCGCCGCAACCCCGGAACGCAUCACGGUCCUCAACCCGGCAACCUCCACCCCCCUCGCAACCAUUGACGCCACGCCCGAGACCACAAUCGACAGCAUCAUCGAAGACUCCCUCACAACCUUCCAAAGCGGCACCUGGUCGCGCGCCGACCCCACCACACGCUUCACGGUCCUCACCACGGCCGCACGACUCCUGCGCGCGCAACUCCCGGCCCUGAUCGCCCUCGAAACGGCCCAGACCGGCCGGCCCAUCCGGGAGAUGCGCACGCAGCUCGCGCGGGUCCCCGAAUGGCUGGAAUACUUCGGGUCGCUGGCGCGGGUGCACGAAGGGUCGGUGCCACCGUUCAAGGGCCCGUCCGUGACGAACACGCUGACGCGGCAGCCGCUCGGCGUGGUCGCGCUGAUCACGCCCUACAACCACCCGCUGCUGAUCGCGAUGAAGAAGCUCGGGGCGGCGCUGGCGGCGGGGAAUACCGUCGUCGUCAAGGCGUCGGAGCUGGCGCCGCUGUCCGUGCUGCGCAUGGGCCCGCUCUUCCAGCAGGCCGGGCUGCCGGACGGGGUGCUCCAGAUCGUCAGCGGGUACGGCGCGGACACGGGCAAGUUCCUGUGUCAGCAUCCCCGACUGGCCAAGAUUGAUCUGACCGGGGGGUUGGCGACGUAUCGUGCCGUCGCGGCGGUCGCGGCCCGGAAUCUUGUGCCUGUUACUGCCGAGCUCGGCGGCAAAGCGCCUGUGUGUCUGUUUGCGAGUCUGGAGGUGGAGACGGCGGUGCGGGCGGCGUUGUUUGCGGGGUUCAUUGCCAGUGGGCAGACGUGUGUCACCGGGAGUCGGUUGUUGGUGCAUCGGGAUAUCUAUGAGGAAUUCAGGGAGGUGUUAGGGCGGAGGGUGAGGGCGUUGAGGGUGGGCGAUCCCACGGACGAGGCGACGCAGAUUGGGCCGGUGAUUUCAAGGGCGGCGGUGGAGAGAUGUGCAGCGUUUGUGGAGAGGGCGGUGCAGGAGGGUGGGAAGAUUCUCUGUGGUGGUGGUGGUGGUGGUGGUGGUGGUGGUGGUGUUUCGAGCAGGAAAGGGUUCUAUUUCGAGCCCACGGUGAUCGAGACGCAUGCGGACUCGGAUUUGGCGUGUAAUGAGGUCUUUGGACCCGUUAUCGCGCUGCUCAAGUGCGAGUCUGAGGAGGAGAUCGUGCGCAUCGCCAAUAGUACCGCCUUUGCGUUGGGGGCGUCGGUCUGGACGAAUGACUUCAAGCAGGCGCAUCGCGUGGCGGACCAGAUCGAGGCCGGCAUUGUGUGGAUCAACGGCCAUCAUCUGAAUGACCCUUCGUCGCCCUGGGGUGGUUUCAAGGAGAGUGGCAUUGGAAAGGAGAAUGGCCUGGCCGCGUACGAGAGCUACACCAAGCUCAAGAGUACGGUGGUCAACUAUGGGGUGCCGCCGGUUUGGUUCGAUGACGAGCCCAAAGAUGCGCGGUAUGGCUAGGGCCGAGACGGUGUCUGUGUCCGGCUGUAAAUGUUUGUUCGACGCUAGAUUGCGAGUCUCCAAUUCAACUCCUUCGUUUCUAAGGGAGGCUACGGGUCUUGUUCAUGUGCUCAAUAACUUAGUAUGCAGCUGGUUGCUGUUAUCUCAUUCCACGAAAAGCCCCCGUCUCUGCCAACCCGCUCUGAUAUAGCGCCAAUGUGUAUGCCCAAGCAAGGUGCAAAAUAGAUACAAUGGAAGAUACGCUACUCUUUCGCCUGUAGAUCACCCACACAACCGCGUAGUUCAUCCUGAAGCAUCCAGUCCAGUCUUUCCAGGGUUCAACACCCUGCCAACUAGUCCAAUGCACGUGUCGCCUCGCGACGAGCAAUGUAGGCCUGACGCUCCGCCGCCCACUCGGGACUCAACUGCGACAGAGGCGUGGGGAUGUACUCAUUCUCCCAGACGUCCGGAUCGACCGUCCUGAUCUUCGCAUUCUUGGGCAG